CACGUACGUUUGUGUGUAUGUGAGGCGUUGAGCGCGCGCAGCCAUAAUCGCUGCUGGGUUGUGUUGAAAACAUGGACCCUAGUUCUCGUCAUUUUACCCUGUUUUACAUCGUUUUUCUGACUCUUACGUGCCAUUUUGCGCUAGGAGAGGACGCUGUCGACUGUCCCGCAGAUGGACGCACGUGGUUGCCGUUCAGCCUCAACUGCUAUCACUUUGUCCACGGAGAGGAGAAUGUUGCCAAAAGUUACUCCAUUCAAGAUGCCAAAGACAUGUGCAGAGGAUAUGAUCUCUUGACAGUAAAAAGUGCUGAGGAGAGUGACUUCAUCGUUAAGUACAGUCCUUCUGUAUGGAAAGGUAAAAUGAGCAUCUGGCUUGGGAUGUACUACGACAGCGACGAAGAUGUCUUUAAGUGGCACGAUGAUAACAGCGUGUUGCGCUAUAGUAACUGGGAGGACGGCGGCUCUGAUGAGACUGAUCUGGCGCUCUUGGACACGUGUGUCGUUCUUCACUCGGACACGGGGAAGUGGGAAAACGUCAGCUGCAUGGAAGAACCUGAGAAUGGAGUAGUGUGUAAGACGAAGGCAGUCUGGAUAAGCCCACCUAAGGGCAGUCCUCUUCUGUCAGCUCUGGUCGUCAUCAGCGUGGUGUUGAUACUGGUCGUUUCUGCAGUGAUUUGGUUCUUUCAUCAAAGAAGAAACCCAGGCUCAUCUAUCCUGAACCUGAUCGAGUACCAUCCGCCCUUCAAAUCCCCUUCCUCCGAUCAGGCCUGCUUGGUAGAUGCUGAAGAAAUCGAGGUGGUACCUUAGUGUUUUUCAUCCGUGCCCAGGUGAGAAGAAGCAGCAGGUGUUCAUGGGAGUUUGUGAACUCUUCCCUUUUCACUGGUUCCUCAGCGACGGUCCACACAGAACAAAACGAGGCUGUCGUGACUCAAAUGAUCUUUUUCUCUGGGGUGGAAUGGAGGACUGUGUGGGGAAAUAUGAUCUGUCUGAAUGCCGUGUGUGAUAUAAAUUGCUGGGGUUUUAUUACGCAGGACAAUUAAGCACAUUGAUCUUUCCUACUCCGUGAAGACUCAGCUGUUUAGUGAAUGCAUUUGAUUUACUAAUAUUUUCUGAGCUGCAAUGUCACUUCUGUGAAAAAAAGUUUCAUUGAGUCCUUAAAGCUAAUCAUGUCCACAGGCUGUUCCAAGCCUGAAAAUGUAAUCAGA
Cyprinus carpio (common carp) is the source of this 1204-nucleotide messenger RNA. Its product is annotated as CD302 molecule. The record is from RefSeq and is a predicted model, not a curated record. NCBI's taxonomy places the organism in Eukaryota, Metazoa, Chordata, Actinopteri, Cypriniformes, Cyprinidae. Gene Ontology annotation, molecular function: signaling receptor activity.